Homarus americanus (American lobster) is the source of this 624-nucleotide messenger RNA. Its product is annotated as golgin subfamily A member 6-like protein 22. The transcript has 4 exons. The record is from RefSeq and is a predicted model, not a curated record. Bases 1 to 624 code for a protein of 207 amino acids. NCBI's taxonomy places the organism in Eukaryota, Metazoa, Arthropoda, Malacostraca, Decapoda, Nephropidae.
AUGCAGCAACAGGUACACGAGACACAGGUGUGGUCGUCACAAGAGGAACACAAGGUACACACGAGACACAGGCGUGGUCGUCACAAGAGGAACACAAGGUGUUUACGAGACUCCAGUGUGGAGUCGUCUGAAAGACACAAAGGUGUGGUACGUCACAAAGAGGAACACAAGGUACACGAGACACAGGUGUGGUCGUCACAAGAGGAACACAAGGUACACGAGACUCAGGUGUGGUCGUCACAAGAGGAACACAAGGUGCACGAGACUCAGGUGUGGUCGUCACAAGAGGAACACAAGGUACACGAGACUCAGGUGUGGUCGUCACAAGAGGAACACAAGGUGUGGUCGUCACAAGAGGAACACAAGGUACACGAGACUCAGGUGUGGUCGUCACAAGAGGAACACAAGGUACACGAGACUCAGAUGUGGUCGUCACAAGAGGAACACAAGGUACACGCGACUCAGGUGUGGUCGUCACAAGAGGAACACAAGGUGCACGAGACUCAGGUGUGGUCGUCACAAGAGGAACAUAAGGUACACGAGACACUGGGUGUGGUCGUCAAGAGAACACAAGGUACACGGACGCUCAGGUGUGGUCGUCACAAAGAGGAACACAAAAUUUGA